Messenger RNA from Polyodon spathula (Mississippi paddlefish), 821 nucleotides. Its product is annotated as eukaryotic translation initiation factor 1b-like. Bases 149 to 490 code for a protein of 113 amino acids. The record is from RefSeq and is a predicted model, not a curated record. The transcript is spliced from 4 exons. Gene Ontology annotation, molecular function: RNA binding; ribosomal small subunit binding; translation initiation factor activity. Lineage: Eukaryota; Metazoa; Chordata; Actinopteri; Acipenseriformes; Polyodontidae. Gene Ontology annotation, cellular component: eukaryotic 43S preinitiation complex. Gene Ontology annotation, biological process: translational initiation.
GCCAUUUUGUAAGGAGAGGUUGAGAGAAAGGGAAGCAGGCAGGCCUGGGCACAGACUAGCAAGCUAGAGUUAAAAAAUAAACCACGAAAGAAAACCCAGCCGUCCUUCGAAACCCAUUAUCAUCCUUGAGGGCAGAGAAUCUUAUCGUAUGUCCGCUAUUCAGAACCUCCAAAGCUUCGACCCCUUUGCGGAUGCAACUAAGGGUGAUGAUCUGCUCCCGGCUGGGACUGAGGACUAUAUCCACAUAAGAAUUCAGCAGAGAAACGGCAGGAAGACUCUGACCACUGUCCAGGGAAUCGCGGAAGAGUAUGAUAAAAAGAAACUAGUCAAAGCUUUCAAGAAGAAGUUUGCCUGCAAUGGGACAGUGAUUGAGCAUCCAGAAUAUGGUGAAGUGGUUCAGCUGCAAGGUGAUCAGCGCAAGAAUAUCUGCCAGUUCCUCACUGAGAUUGGCUUAGCUAAGGAGGAGCAGCUGAAGGUUCAUGGAUUCUAAGUGAUGCCCAGCCAGGUCCCAACAAUAAAGCUACGCGUUUCUGUUCCAGCCCUUGCAGGUUUCUUUAGAUAAUGGCUUCUGAUUUAAGACCAUGUUUUCCAGCCUUUGGAAAAGGGGAUGAUCCAAUUAAGGACACUGGCAAGAUAGCUUACAAUGUGAUGAGUAUACAAUGUUAAACGGCUGCAAGUGGAAACCGCUGUGGAAAUGAAACACUGGCUUUCCUUUUUGUUUUAAUGCUUUUGAUUGUUUUUUUAAUGUGCUUCUUUUAAAAAGCACCGAUUCCAUGUUUGAGUUUUUGUACAAUGUUUCAAAAUAAAAUCUGCAGACGUCA